UGAGGAGCGUUCCAUUCGGCCAGCGGUGGGCGGUUGCCACAGCUGGUUUAGGGCCCCGGCUAUUGGGGCCCCUUGUCAGGAGGAGACAGCCUCCCGGCUAGGGAGGAGAAGUCGCUGCCACCUUUGGUGGCCGACGGCGGUACCCUGGGACGGUCCACUUCCUGCCCUUAGUUGCUGGCCGAGUUCGGUGUCCCUCGUUCAGGACCAGAAAUUGGACUUUUGAUGAUGUUUGACCCAGUGGCUGCAAUAGCAGGCAACGUGAUUUCAAAGCUGGGCUCAGCCUCUGUUUCUUCUUUCGUGUAAUCACAAAGCCCAUUUUGGACCAGGAAUUCUAACCAUGUCUGUGAUGGUGGUGAGAAAGAAGGUGACACGGAAAUGGGAGAAACUGCCAGGGAGGAACACCUUUUGCUGUGAUGGCCGCGUCAUGAUGGCCCGACAAAAGGGCAUCUUCUACUUAACCCUUUUCCUCAUCCUGGGGACAUGUACACUUUUUUUCGCCUUUGAGUGCCGCUACCUGGCUGUUCAGCUGUCUCCUGCCAUCCCUGUGUUUGCUGCCAUGCUCUUCCUUUUCUCUAUGGCUACGCUGUUGAGGACCAGCUUCAGUGACCCUGGAGUGAUUCCUCGAGCACUACCAGAUGAAGCAGCUUUCAUAGAAAUGGAGAUAGAAGCUACCAAUGGUGCGGUGCCUCAGGGCCAGCGACCACCCCCUCGUAUCAAGAAUUUCCAGAUAAACAACCAGAUUGUGAAACUGAAAUACUGUUAUACGUGUAAGAUCUUCCGGCCUCCCCGGGCCUCCCAUUGCAGCAUCUGUGACAACUGUGUGGAGCGCUUUGACCAUCACUGCCCCUGGGUGGGGAAUUGUGUUGGAAAGAGGAACUACCGCUACUUCUACCUCUUCAUCCUCUCUCUUUCCCUCCUCACAAUCUAUGUCUUCGCCUUCAACAUCGUCUAUGUGGCCCUCAAAUCCUUGAAAAUUGGCUUCCUGGAGACAUUGAAAGAAACUCCUGGAACUGUUCUAGAAGUCCUCAUUUGCUUCUUCACUCUCUGGUCCGUCGUGGGACUGACUGGAUUUCACACUUUCCUUGUGGCUCUCAACCAGACAACCAAUGAAGACAUCAAAGGAUCAUGGACAGGGAAGAAUCGCGUCCAGAAUCCCUACAGCCAUGGCAACAUUGUGAAGAACUGCUGUGAAGUGCUGUGUGGCCCCUUGCCUCCCAGUGUGCUGGAUCGGAGGGGUAUUUUGCCACUGGAGGAAAGUGGAAGUCGACCUCCUAGUACUCAAGAGACCAGUAGCAGCCUCUUGCCACAGAGCCCAAGCCCAACAGAACAUCUGAACUCAAAUGAGAUGCCAGAGGACACCAGCACUCCCGAAGAGAUGCCACCUCCAGAGCCCCCAGAGCCACCACAGGAGGAGACUGAAGCUGAGAAAUAGCCUAUCUAUGGAAGAGACUUUUGUUUGUGUUUAAUUAGGGCUAUGAGAGAUUUCAGGUGAGAAGUAAACCCGAGACAGAGAGCAAGUAAGCUGUCCCUUUUACUAUUUUUUUCCCCCCUUCGGUCUUCAGUCACCCAAUUGCACACUGGCAUUUUCUUGCUGCAAGCUUUUUAAAACUUCUGGACUCAAGGCAGUAGCAGAAGAUGUCAGUCAUCUCUGGUAACUGGACAAAUGGGUCUCUUGGGCCCUGACACUGCUUUUCCAUGGCCUUGGCCACAGGGUCUCCUUGGACUCCCCUCUCUUCCUUCUAGAUCCUAGCUCUUCUGCUUGGGGUCAUUGGUCUCAUUCUGGGGUUAAAGGUUCUGGGGUUAAAGGCUCAAAUCCUCCCAAGAUGCUGCAUGUCUGGAGUCUAGAGGCAGUCACAGAGACCUCUGGCUAGGGGAUCCUAACUGGGUUCUUGGAGCCUUCAAAAUUGAAGAGGAUGGAGAGUGGGGUUGGAGGAUUCUCCUGGCUACCAAGUGCCAGCAUUGCCAGCUAAUCCUUUUAGGAAUGGGGCAGGUAACUUCCACUUGUAUUUAUUCGUGUAGCUUCUCCUUUAUCCCCAGACCACUCCCUAACACCCAAGCCCACUUUUCCCAUUAGAUAUAUGUAAGUAGUCGUAGUAGAGAUAACAAUUUACAUUUCUCGUAGACUACCCAGAAACUUUUUAAUACCUGUGCCAUUCUCAAUAAGAAUUUAUGAGAUGCCAACAGCAUAGCCCCUCACACUCUCUGUCUCAUUCUCCCUUUUUCUCAUUAGCCCCUUUUAAUUUGUUUUCCUUUCUACUCUUGCUCCCAUUGGGAGCAGGACUGGCAGUAAUAAAAGUCUGCACUUUGGUGGUUUCUUUUCCUCAGAGGAAACCCAAGUGCUCACUUAAACACUACCCCCCUCAGACUCCCUGUGUGAGGCCUGCAGAGGCCCCUAAUGCACAAAUGGGGAAACCAAGGCACAGAGAGGCUCUCCUCUCCUCUCCCCUCCCUCGAUGUUCCCUCAACAACAACAACAACAACAACAACAACAACAAAAAGGCUAACCAAUGCUUCCAUUAAGCCUCGGCUGAGUAAGCGAAAGCCCAGCACUGCUGCCCUUCCGGGUAACCCACUCCAAGGCCUCAGCCCACCUUGGGCUAUGGUAACCACACCAGGGGCUUCUUCCAAGCCCCACUCUUCCAGCACUUCCACCAGCAGAGUCCCAGAGCCACUUCAUCCUGACUGGGGGUGGGCUGUGGCCCCCCGUCAGCUCUGCUCAGGACCUGCUCUAUUUCAGGGAAGAAGAUUUAUGUAUUAUAUGUGGCUAUAUUUCCUAGAGCACCUGUGUUUUUUCUCUUUCUAAGCCAGGGUCUUGUCUGGAUGACUUAUGGGGGGAGUAUAAACCAGAACUUUUAAUCUAUUUGAAGGCAAUUAAACUGUGUCUAAUGCAAACUGCCUGCCUCCUCCUUCCCCCUUCUAUUUCAAGAAUGUUUUUGUGUAGGGUGGGGGUGGGGGUUGGAAGGGGUUGCUUGUUACUAUCCACACUUCCGUUUCCCAGGGUACCUUUGGGUUGGAGAGAGAGCUCCCAAACUCUCCAUUGAUCUAUACUGCAUUCUGGGCUGAAGUUUAUCUUACUCUGGACUAUGAAGAAAGGACUUUCAAAGCAAUAUACAGUAUGAACAAGAUCAGGAGGGUAGGGGGAUUAUAUUUACUUAGGAGAAAAAGCUCUAUAUUAGGAUGUUGUUUUCAACAAGAUGGAUGCUAUUAAUUGCAAGUGAGUCUUGGUUAUUAAAGCAGGCUCAUCAGGGCCUCCCCUUGGAAAUAUUUGGUUAGUGGUCUUUUACAAGUGACAGUAUGUAUUUCUUUUUAAAUGGUGUGUAAUCCAGAUUCCUUACCAAUUCCUAUCUCACACUUCCCAGUUAAUCGGAAUUAAUGAAAUUUGGCUGCUUCCAGAUUUUUCUCUAUGUCUUCUUAUUUUCUUUGUAGCAGGAAUUGAGUUGAGCAUCCCUGAGGGAGAGAGAUUAGAAGAGAGACUGACUCAGAUUCCUCUUCUGCUUCUCCUUUCCCAUUCUUUUUCUGGCUGUUUUUUUAUUUUUUAUUUUUCUCACAGAUUUUAGAUAAUUCAAAAGAGCUCCAAGCCCGGAGAGUUUGGAAGUUAUUAAGUUUUCCCAUUAACCUGGCACUCAUAUGAACCACUUUUUAGUCAGUACUCAGCCCAUCUCCUCUCCUGGGCCAAGAUGAAUUUCUGUUCUCCCUCAACUUACCUCAACCACUCUCCCGCUGACCUUUAGGUUAGUCACAGAAGCUUUUUUUUUCUGAUGUGAAGGGUCAAAAUGGAAAUAUUUUAUCUCUAAUGUGAAAUGAUCUUUUUAAAGUUUCUGCUUUUUCAUACUCCCUUCCCUCUUUCUUUUCCUUUAUAAAUCUUCUGUAUUUAAGACCUUGGCCUGAAGCUCUGUCCCAUUCAUACCAUGCACCAGCUGGGACUGUCCCUAGUCUAAGUUCUGAUCAGAGGAGAGAUUGAAGAAUUGAUCUUUCCGAAGGGGAAAAGGGCCUUAUAUUGUUUGAUCUUUUCAGUGGCCGACACUCUCUCCAACUCUCCCCUUCCUUCCCCUUCCUCAAGCUUCCUAUGCACCCCACUUCCCCAAGCCAGGAUGGUUGGCACUGAUCCCAAACCUCUCGGGGCGGGUAGAAUUUGGCUCUGUUGGGCCGAUUUUUUCAUGUCCAUUUGGCUCUGAAGCCUUCCGGGCCCUAGCUGAGAUCAUCAUUCCCCUGUUUCCUUUUUUUCCCAGGAGCAGGGUUGGGUUAGAGGUGAGUUCUAAUUCUGUAGCAGCUAAAUUCCAUUCUUUCUGUCCUGACUCUCCUGCCUUUACCUCCAAGGCUCCUUUUCCUACUGACCAAAUCUCUUUACCUUGUUGGAGAAAAAAAGUAUUUUGUUUUUAAAUCUAUUUUCUAACUUAAAUGCAAUUUAAUAUGUAAAUCUCUGCACUUUUAUGUGAGCCUACAAAUGUGUAUGUGUUUGGGGUUUUUCACUCUCUGGUAUUUCUUAAUAAAGAAAUCUUUCUUUUGGGGGG
This is a messenger RNA of Microcebus murinus (gray mouse lemur), 4511 nucleotides long. It is a transcript of the gene ZDHHC9, whose product is annotated as zDHHC palmitoyltransferase 9. Gene Ontology annotation, cellular component: Golgi apparatus; endoplasmic reticulum. The record is from RefSeq and is a predicted model, not a curated record. Gene Ontology annotation, molecular function: protein-cysteine S-palmitoyltransferase activity. NCBI's taxonomy places the organism in Eukaryota, Metazoa, Chordata, Mammalia, Primates, Cheirogaleidae. Gene Ontology annotation, biological process: protein targeting to membrane; peptidyl-L-cysteine S-palmitoylation.